UAUAUUCCCUUUAUAACAAUUAGAUAUUCAAGCAAACAUAAUCAUAUGAAAUGAUAUCUGAAUGUUUUGCAGAAACUGCCGUUGCAGUUAAAAAAGCAAAACCAAAAGCUGCACCAAAGAAAGUUACCAAAGAGACAUCUAAACCAGAAUCUGCAAAGAAAGAACCUGAGAUAACCAAAGGAAAACUGAGGGCACCAAAGAAAGAGGCUAAGGUCAUCAAGGUGGAAACUAAACCAGCUCCUGCAAAGAAAGAGGCUGAAGUCAUCAAAGGUGUUAAACCAGCUUCUAAGAAGAAAGAGCCUGAAGUAAUCAAGAAGAAAGUUAAACUGGCUCCUGUAAAGAAAAAGCAUGAAGUUGCUAAAAAAAAGGCACUUGUACUAAAACCCAAAAAAAGAGCCUGAAGUUAUCAAAGAGAAACCAGCACCUCCAAAGAAAGCACCUGAAAUAACCAAAGAAAAACCAAAGCCAGCACCAAAGAAAGUCAUCAAACAGAAAGUAAAACCAGCUCCUAAGAAGAAAG
Molecule: messenger RNA, 520 nt
Organism: Carassius carassius (crucian carp)
Lineage: Eukaryota; Metazoa; Chordata; Actinopteri; Cypriniformes; Cyprinidae
Product: histone H1-gamma, late-like
Exons: 10
Coding region: 51-401 (116 amino acids)
Source: RefSeq, a predicted model, not a curated record